Molecule: messenger RNA, 1339 nt
Organism: Macroventuria anomochaeta
Lineage: Eukaryota; Fungi; Ascomycota; Dothideomycetes; Pleosporales; Didymellaceae
Exons: 1
Source: RefSeq, a predicted model, not a curated record
UUAGUAAGGGAAAGUAGCUGUUCGCGGUGGGCUUAUUUUCCUGCACCGCGUGGUGGGGCAUCUCCGCACUGAGUGUUCUUAUAGCUUACACCCUACCAAGCUUCACUCUCAAAGCUUUUAUCAUGCCUUCAAUCAAGGCCGAGAUGCCGGUUUGUACAUAUUGGAUGCUUCCUGUCAGAUUUUAAUACCGGCCCUUUGCCCCAUUCAGCAGCCGUGGAGGCGCAGCAAUGUCAUCAGCUGCUCGUUUGUUUCCGCUACUCGAAGUCUGUUCGUGACUCAUCACUGAAUGUCACUCAUCCAAAGAUAUAAUCACCGUGGUUGCCACUUUUAGGAGUAGUAAGGAAGCAUAGUUUCGAGCCAGGACUACAUACCAACCACAGUCAUGCCAUUAGAACUUCACCCGCUUAAACCCUCAGACGCGCUGUCAUGGAUCCGCACUCGCGCACUUGCAUACUAUGGACCAACACAAGAUUUACUUCACAACGGCCCUGUCAGCGAAGUAUCCAUACGCAGUGUAGCUGAAAGUCGCAGACACGAAAUCGGCUCCCCUAACGUCUGGCACUGGAAGAUCGUCGAUACCUCCCUCCUGCCCAGCGAAGACGACCCAGAAGAUAACGGCGGCCGAACCAUCGCAGUUGCGGUCUGGAAGAUAAUGAAUGUUAAGGACCAGGCGAAAGGAGAAGGACCUAUCGAGCACGCAUCCAUCCCCUCAGAAACUGAGCCAUCAAUCACAAGUCUCCUUGGUCCGCGCUACCCAUCGUUCCUCCCUCCCGAACUGCGCCUCGAUGCUCUAGCAUCCAUUUUCGAUCCGCUUGACGCGGCUCGCGAUGCGAUCGUGGGUACGGAGAGACCGUUCUUCAUGCUGAACAGCUUAACCACGCAUCCGGACCAUCAGGGUCGUGGAGCCGCUACACUGUUGUUGGAUUGGGGAAUUAAAAAAGCGGAUGAUGAGGGUUUAGUCACGUAUUUGAAUGGGACGCAGGUUGCGAAGCCGAUUUAUGAAAAGAAGGGGUUCGAGGCGAAGAGAGUGGUGGAGUGGGAUAGGACGGUGUGGGGCGGGGAGGGAGUGGAUGUGCAUUAUUGUAUGGUUAGAGAGCCAAGGAUUAGGUGAAAGGAGUGAGUUUAAGAAUGUGGGAAAUGAUGUGGUAAGUAGUUGGAAGCAUUUGAUGCGUCUAAACACCGUAAAGAAUCUAUUUGCGUCUAUGGUUUGUAUGAGAAUAUCUUAUCUCCCAUCUUUUCUCUAAAUUCGCAUUCUAGUUGUCGACCUCUGCUCGCCAGUUCAACUACUUCCGCUCUUGGUGCAAAUCCUGCCUCUCUGUAUGCCGAAGACCUCCAGAAC